UGGCGGCGGGUGUUCCUAUAAUUAGAUUGAAGGAGUUAGUUUGGGGACAUAAGGACAUCUCUCAAUGCUCAUUCUGAUCAAGCCUACAGACAGACAGUUUGGAGACAACAUUUCCGUCAGUGUCUGGACAGCUUUAUCGCUGACAGAAAGGAACCAAAGCCAGGGACAACGGACAAGAUGGGUCUGGUACAGUGGUUGAAGGGCCAGUUUUUGUGUCACCUGAUCAUCUGCUAUGGGUUCUUGGUCAGCGGUCUCCUGGUCAACCUAUUACAGAUCUGCACUCUGCCCCUCUGGCCAAUCAACAAGCAGCUGGCCCGGAGGAUCAACUGUAAACUGGGAUAUUCCCUCACCAGCCAGUCUGUGGCUCUCCUAGAGUGGUGGUCUGGCACUGAAGUAACUUUCUACACAGACCCAGCGGACUACCAAUUCUACGGCAAAGAGAACGCCAUCGUCGUCCUUAACCACAACUUUGAAAUAGACUUUCUGUGUGGCUGGACCUUCUGUGACAGAUUCGGGGUCCUUGGGGCCUCCAAAUGUUUAGCCAAGAAAGAGUUGUCGUACCUGCCUGUGAUUGGCUGGAUGUGGUACUUCCUGGAAAUGGUGUUUAUUAAGAGGAAGUGGGAGGAGGAUAAGAGGAGCUUUGUCCAGGGUCUUCAGAACCUACGGGAUUACCCUGAGAACUUCUGGUUCCUGCUACACUGUGAGGGAACACGCUUCACAGAGGAGAAGCAUCAGAUCAGUAUGGAGGUGGCAGAGAAGAAAGGCCUGCCUAAACUCAAACACCACCUCCUGCCCAGGACCAAGGGCUUCUGGGUAGCCGUCCAGAACCUCAGAGGGACAGUUGCUGCGGUCUACUGUUGUACACUAAAUUUCAGAAACAACGAAACACCAACCUUGCUGGGAGUUAUCAACGGGAAGAAAUAUCAUCCAGAUUUAUACAUAAGGAGAAUCCCUCUGGAGUCCGUACCAGAGGAUGAGGCUGAAUGUUCUUCCUGGCUUCACAAACUCUACCAGGAGAAGGACCAGUUCCAGGAGGACUACAGCCACACUGGAUGUUUCCCUGGCCCUGUAGUCACCCCUCUGCGUGGACCCUGGGCCCUAAUCAACUGGAUAGGCUGGACCUGCCUUCUCCUAUACCCCCUCUACCUCCUCCUGGUCCAGCUGGUCCUCUCUGGGUCUAUUCUCACCAUACUGGCCACUGUGGCCUUCUGCUCUGCAGCUACAGAGCGCUAUGGAUCCGUCUGCAGAUGAAUGUCCCAAGAGAGUACCGGUACAUCCUUGUAUGCCAUGGAUUAUGUAUACCUACAGUAUGUUAGCAAAAAUAGUUUGAAAGUGACACAUGUAUAAACAUUUUACAACUGGAGCAGGGCAUCCCUGCUGAGGGUGCAGGCUUCUGUUCCAGUACUAACACCUGAUUCAAUGUGUCAAACCUAAGUAGUUAAUAAUCAAGUGUGCUCCCCACUGUAGAUCAGGGAGCAGUGGAGGGGAGAACCGCUCAUAAUAAUGCCUGGAACUAAGCGAAUGGAAUGGCAUCAAACACAUGGAAACCAUGUACUUGAUACCAUUCCACUCCAGCUGUUACCAUGAGCCUGUUCUCCCCAUUUAAAGUGCCACCAACCUCUAUUGCCAUGGAGAUGGAUAUUUAUUUUUUCUUCACCUGGCAUUGUUUUAGUAACAACCGUUAACUUGCAUGUAAACGUUAGACAUUUUCAUCUUCAAAGAAUCAACACUUUCAUAUCAUUUCAAACUGUGCAAGUAAGCUUGUUUUAAUUAAACUAUUUUUCAAGAUGAACUAGAGUUGAUUAAUCACAGAUCACAAUUCUGUUGUAUUCUCAAAUGAUCAUGACCUUUUUGUUCAGUCAUAAAUUCUACAAUGAGUUGUAUUUGACUAUCACUAUUUCUCAGGAUAUCAGCCAUGUGAACCCAUUUUGUAGCUCAUAAUGGCAUGCAGCAGUGGUUCCCAAUCCCCGUCCUCCAGUUCCCCCAACAGCACACAUUGUUGUAGCCCCAGACAAACAUACCUGAUUCAACUCAGAGGGCCUGAUGAUUUAGUUGACAAGUUGAAUCCGGUGUUUGUCUGGGGCUACAAUAAAACUGGAGUUUGGAACCACUGGCCUACAGUAUGAUGGCAUUAUCCUUAUGGGCAUUUGCUAUGCACCCCUUGACAUUGCAUCUGAAGCAAAGAAUAGCUUAACUCCCACACUGUUUCCAUAUUGUUCAGCUAUGUUAUCAAUUUAAAAACCAUACCAUUAGAAAAUGUAUAUGAGGCUAAUCAUUAUACUGGAUUCUGUACAUGCUUUGGUUCAAAUCCAACCCUUGUAAUCUAGGUGGUGAGAUGCGAUCAUUAGCUUAAAACACACCAAGUCCAAUGCCAGAUACUUUUCUCAGAACAGCUGAGUGGCACUGUGAUAAUGAAGAUGGUUAGCCUAAGACUACCACAAUUACAUUGUCUAUGCGAAAUGUG
Messenger RNA from Oncorhynchus gorbuscha (pink salmon), 2464 nucleotides. RefSeq names its product 1-acyl-sn-glycerol-3-phosphate acyltransferase delta-like. Gene Ontology annotation, cellular component: endomembrane system; mitochondrial outer membrane. The record is from RefSeq and is a predicted model, not a curated record. Gene Ontology annotation, molecular function: 1-acylglycerol-3-phosphate O-acyltransferase activity. The transcript is spliced from 9 exons. Bases 178 to 1251 code for a protein of 357 amino acids. NCBI's taxonomy places the organism in Eukaryota, Metazoa, Chordata, Actinopteri, Salmoniformes, Salmonidae.